CUGCCAGUGUAGCAUAGCAACCAGGCACGGACAUGAAGCGUCUCCAAGCCGACCAUCUACUGGAGCCCAGCGCCCCGGACCUGCUGCUGAGCCCCAGUGAAGGAGGGGAUGGCCUCCUGUCCGAGCUGGAGUACCCAGCAGACAGAGGCAACUGGACGGGCAAGCUGGACUUUCUGCUGUCCUGCAUCGGGUACUGUGUGGGGCUGGGGAACGUGUGGAGAUUCCCCUACCGAACUUACGUCAACGGGGGAGGCGCCUUCCUCAUCCCGUACUUCAUCAUGCUAGCUAUCUGCGGUAUCCCCAUCUUCUUCAUGGAGCUAUCGCUGGGUCAGUUCUCCAGCCUUGGACCCUUGGCAGUCUGGAAAAUCAGCCCCUUCUUUAAAGGAGUUGGCGUGGGGACGAUACUGAUUGUCUCCCUAGUGGCCAUCUACUACAACAUGAUCAUCGCCUACGUGCUGUUCUACCUCUUCUCCUCGCUGACCAGCGACCUGCCCUGGGAGCACUGCGGUAACUGGUGGAACACAGAGCGAUGUCUGGACCACAAGGCGGCCGCAAACCGAUCCGGAUACGGCCUCAACACCACAGGCACCGUGAGCCCCAGCGAGGAGUACUGGAGCCGCCGAGUCCUGCACAUACAGGGCAGCUCAGGUGUGGGCCACCCGGGGGCCGUCCGCUGGAACCUGUGCCUCUGUCUGCUCCUCUCCUGGGUCAUCGUCUACCUGUGCAUCCUCAAGGGGGUCAAGUCUUCAGGAAAGGUGGUGUACUUCACGGCCACCUUCCCCUACGUGAUCCUUCUCAUGCUGCUGGUUCGAGGGGUGACCCUGGACGGCGCCUGGCUGGGCAUUAAGUUCUACCUCACCCCACAGUUCGACCACCUCCUCACCUCUAAGGUUUGGAUCGAAGCUGCUCUGCAGAUUUUCUACUCACUGGGAGUGGGGUUCGGUGGCCUGCUGACCUUUGCUUCAUAUAACACCUUCCACCAAAACAUCUACAGGGACACCUUCAUUGUGACGUUAGGUAAUGCCUUUACCAGCAUCUUGGCAGGCUUCGCCAUCUUCUCUGUGCUGGGCUACAUGUCUCAGGAGCUGGGGGUACCUGUCAACCAGGUGGCACAGGCAGGACCUGGGCUGGCAUUCGUGGUGUAUCCGCAGGCCAUGACGAUGCUGCCACUGGCCCCGCUGUGGUCGUUCCUCUUUUUCUUCAUGCUCCUUACCCUCGGGCUGGACAGCCAGUUUGCAUUCAUGGAAACGAUUGUCACAGCAGUAACUGACGAGUUCCCUUACUUCCUACGGCCCAGGAAGGCCCUUCUUUCUGCCUGUGUCUCUAUUGCCAUGUUUCUCAUGGGUCUUAUUCUCACAACAGAGGGUGGAAUGUACUGGCUGGUGUUGUUCGAUGACUACAGCGCAGGGUUUGGGGUCAUGGUGGUUGUCAUCACUUCCUGCUUUGUCAUAUCACAGAUCUACAGUGUGCAGAGAUUUUCCAGGGAUAUCAGGAUGAUGCUUGGGUUUGAACCUGGGGUUUAUUUCACCACCUGCUGGAGGUUUCUCUCCCCAUUCACCAUGGUGGCCUUACUGGUGUACAGCAUCGUGAAGUACCAGCCCUCGGAAUACGGGACGUACAAAUUCCCCCGCUGGGCGGAGGUGCUGGGCAUCCUGAUGGGGCUGUUUCCCUGCCUGAUGGUGCCGGCGGGCAUGGGGCUGGCACUCCUGAGGGAGGAGGGCACCUUCAUGCAGAGGCUGAGACAGGCCAUCCGGCCAGCUCCAGAUUGGGGUCCUGCCUUGGAGGAGAAUCGGACAGGCAUCUACGUGAACACCCUUGCAGGUUGUCAGUCUCCUAGGCCACUCAUGGUCCACAUGAGGAAGUAUGGCGGGGUGACCAGCUAUGAAAACACUGCGAUGGAGCUGGAUAAAGAGAUGGAGGAGGAUGAGGAGUCCACAAUCUGAGGCCCGUCCUCUGUGAAGGACGCACCUA
Megalops cyprinoides (Indo-Pacific tarpon) is the source of this 1971-nucleotide messenger RNA. RefSeq names its product sodium-dependent proline transporter-like. The transcript has 14 exons. The coding region runs from base 33 to 1943 and encodes 636 amino acids. Gene Ontology annotation, cellular component: membrane. Gene Ontology annotation, biological process: sodium ion transmembrane transport. Lineage: Eukaryota; Metazoa; Chordata; Actinopteri; Elopiformes; Megalopidae. The record is from RefSeq and is a predicted model, not a curated record. Gene Ontology annotation, molecular function: L-proline transmembrane transporter activity.